AUGCCUCUCGCUAAAGACUUACUUCACCCGAGUUCCGCCGAAGAGCGACGCAGAUGCAAGCUCAAGCGUCUGGUCCAGCACCCAAACAGCUACUUCAUGGACGUCAAGUGUCCCGGAUGUCUGAAGAUCACCACCGUUUUCAGCCAUGCUCAGACCGUGAUCCCAUGCAAGGGCUGUAGCACCAUUCUCUGCACGCCCACCGGAGGCAAAGCUCGUCUCAGAGACGGGUGCAGUUUCAGGAAGAAGCAACACUAA
Molecule: messenger RNA, 255 nt
Organism: Rhagoletis zephyria (snowberry fruit fly)
Lineage: Eukaryota; Metazoa; Arthropoda; Insecta; Diptera; Tephritidae
Source: RefSeq, a predicted model, not a curated record